UUCAGUGACGACGUCGAACUGAUGAUUGGCAGACCAGCUCCUCUGUUCUUCAAGAUUACAUGGUGUUAUGUCACCCCAGCCAUGCUUCUGACAACUCUCAUCUUCACCUUCCUUCAGUACCAACCGCCAACAUAUGGCAAGUAUGUGUACCCCUAUUACAGCACCGUAAUUGGCUGGAUCAUCGCAGCGCUUCCCAUGAUACCUGUCAUCUUAGUGAUGACCGUUGCUGUUUACAAAGCCAAUGGAAAUCUCUAUCAGAGAGUCAAGAAGUCUCUUGCACCAGAUGCAUUCUGGUGCCCAGCUGAGAAAUCCUACUGUGCACAGUACCUGAAGAAACUUAGAAAACCUUCAACCCUCAAAGAUGCCUUCAAAUCGUCAUUGACAUGCAAAUAAUAAUGCCUACUUACUUAUGCAACAUAAGUGGUUGUCCUACCAGUUACAUACGAGUUUUUGACGUUUCAUAUAAACCAGUCCUGUACGUUCUAGUGCAAAGGACGAGGUAAGAUAAGGGUCCUCUUUAGCCCACUGGAAAUGUGUAUUAGUAAACGUGAUAAUAAAAAUGGCAGAUUUUUCAUACUUGAAAAGAUAAUCUACCUAGAACCAGGUCCGUGACCCAAGGUGAUAUGUUUUUCAAUAUGUUUGUACCUUUUUUUAUAUCUGUAUCUAAAAAUCAGCUUGCUCAUGUUCAAAUAUUAGAAAUAUGCCACUUAAAACUUCAAAAGUUGGCAUUUUGGACCCAUUAAGAUUUACCUCUACAUGUAGUUGUGUCAUUAUUCCCAAACAUGCACUUGCUGACAUGAUCAGCCAAUGUCAAAUUCAUAUUAAUAUCAAUAAAUCAACAUAUCUGAUAACUCUCAAGCUGAAAAAUGUGAUUUACUCUUAAGGGCCCAGCCUAGCAUAGUAAUAGUCCAAACUUGGUUCUCUGCAUGCUUAGCGAUUACGAUGUAUAUCUAUCCAGCAGCUUACGUUUGACUUCAGUCCUCAGAGACAGUUUAGAUUUAGACUUAUAAUGUGUCUGAGACAUGUCCAUACUCCUUAAAUGAUCUCUAAAUCAUUCGUAUGCAUAGCUAUAUGUGUAUUGUAACUGUUAUAUUCAUAUGCCCUUUAUUUUAUAUAGAGAUUACAACAUUAGUGUGUAUCGUAAUGAUAGAGCGUCUCUCUCGCUGGGGAAAAACAAAAUUAUGACACAAAUUUGUAAAAUCUGCAGGAUAAUAAUAUUUUUAUAAUAAUAUAUUUUAUCAAUCACAAUCUCUAAAACAAUCCCAUUUGUGGUGCACCCUACCGUGAUACUGCUUGAAUAUAGCUAAGAGAGACGUAAAAUCAUACUCACUUUUUAGCAGCAGCGAAUAAUGUAGCUGAUGUGACUAAAGUAGUGUUUUUCAUGUUUCUGUGUUAACACACAGCCACGUUGAUUAGGCGCAGCAAUUAGCUCUUCGGAGUUGAGUCUCUUAUGCGUGCCCGAAACCUAUUACCGUAGGAUCGAACCCCGUUCUGAGUAAAAAAAACAACAUCACUAUAUUACCGUUGACGACUGUAUAUUGAUAAUCUAAAGCUGACAAAGCUUACGUUAACAAUGCUGCAGUUGUGGUGAAUUAAAUAAUGCGCUUCGUUAAUGUGUAAAAUACAUACAUGUAUGAACAAUGUUGAGUCUUGAAUCUAGAUCUUUUUAGAUAACACAUUCCUAUUGUCACCUGUUUCUUAGAUAAUGUUACAGAUUAAUUCAUUUAUA
Haliotis rufescens (red abalone) is the source of this 1729-nucleotide messenger RNA. RefSeq names its product sodium- and chloride-dependent glycine transporter 2-like. NCBI's taxonomy places the organism in Eukaryota, Metazoa, Mollusca, Gastropoda, Lepetellida, Haliotidae. The record is from RefSeq and is a predicted model, not a curated record. Gene Ontology annotation, cellular component: membrane. The coding region runs from base 22 to 393 and encodes 123 amino acids. The transcript has 3 exons. Gene Ontology annotation, biological process: sodium ion transmembrane transport.